AAGAAGAAGAAGAAGAAGAAGAAGCGGAAGAAGCCCUAAACAAUCAUGGAGGGCUUCAGAGUGUUGGAGCUUUAUAGCGGGAUAGGAGGAAUGCAUUUUGCUUUAAAAGAGAGUUGCAUAUCUGCCCAGGUGGUUGCUGCUGUGGACAUCAACACCAUUGCCAACGAGAUCUACAGGCAUAAUUUCCCUGAAACUCCUCUGUGGAACAAGACCAUUGAGGGCAUCCCACUUGAAGAUUUCAAUAGACUGUCAUUUGAUAUGAUUUUGAUGAGUCCUCCUUGCCAGCCUUUCACCAGGAUAGGACUUCAGGGUGAUGUUGCUGCCAGAACCAAGAGCUUUCUCUACAUUCUUGAUCUACUACCAAGGCUGCACAAGCGUCCACGCUUCAUCCUGCUGGAGAAUGUGAAAGGUUUUGAGACCUCCUCUGCAAGGGAAUGUCUUGUGAAAACACUGACGGAAUGUGGAUAUACUUUCCACGAGCUCAUGGACUCACCCCAAACUGUUGGGAUCCCAAAUUCCAGACUACGUUAUUUCUUGAUUGCUAAGCUGUUACCCGAGAAGUUUAACUUCAAGACAAGUCCUCCAGGUGAGGCAUGGGAUCUGUGUCUGCAUCUGGAAAAUGCGGCUUCUCCAGAGCAACCUACAGUCCUGGAAGAGGAAACUAAGGAGCCACAGGUCCUGUACAAAGUAGAGACAGCAAAUCAUGCCAAGAGGAAACUGCACCAGAAUAGCAAUCUAUCAGUCAGACAGAUCCAAGACUUCCUUGAACUGCCGAUGGAUGCGGACCUGUCACCCUAUCUCCUUCCUCCUAAAACUCUGCUGCGUUAUGCGUUGCUCUUGGACAUUGUCAAGCCUACAUGCAGGAGGUCUGUUUGCUUUACCAAAGGUUAUGGACGAUAUGUGGAGGGAACUGGCUCAGUACUGCAGUGUUGCAUGGAAACAAAGGUGGAGAAUGUGUUUACAGGGAUGGACCAGCUGUCUGAAGAAGAAAAACUCCAGCAGGUGUUGAAGCUCAAGCUACGUUAUUUUACUCCCAGAGAGGUUGCCAAUCUUAUGGGUUUCCCUCCAACUUUCUACUUUCCAGAGGAUAUCACUAUGAAGCAGCGGUACAAAGUUCUGGGUAAUAGUCUCAAUGUUGUGGUGGUGGCCAGACUCCUACAACUGCUCAUCUGUUGAACAUUUAACAGGUCAACCCCUGGACUGUUGCCAACACACAUUCAGUUUCCUUUUGGGACAGAAAUGGGACAGAAUUUUGUUUCAAGGUAUAAAGUUAUUUUACUUAA
This is a messenger RNA of Thalassophryne amazonica, 1283 nucleotides long. RefSeq names its product tRNA aspartic acid methyltransferase 1 (gene trdmt1). Gene Ontology annotation, molecular function: methyltransferase activity. The record is from RefSeq and is a predicted model, not a curated record. NCBI's taxonomy places the organism in Eukaryota, Metazoa, Chordata, Actinopteri, Batrachoidiformes, Batrachoididae.